Messenger RNA from Dufourea novaeangliae, 1663 nucleotides. Its product is annotated as serine protease easter-like. Lineage: Eukaryota; Metazoa; Arthropoda; Insecta; Hymenoptera; Halictidae. Gene Ontology annotation, biological process: proteolysis. Gene Ontology annotation, molecular function: serine-type endopeptidase activity. The transcript is spliced from 5 exons. The record is from RefSeq and is a predicted model, not a curated record. The coding region runs from base 322 to 1485 and encodes 387 amino acids.
AUCGUCGCGAGUUCGUCCUCCGCGGGGACCAACAAAUAAACAGUUUUCGAAACUGGUUUGACCGCUUCACCGGCGAUUUGAAAAAUCCCAGAGGCGAGUUCAAGUGUAACCGGUCGAAUUUUUCAGAACGCGACAAUUUUUCUUUCUUCUUUUUUAAUUUUUUUUUUAUUUCGCUGCUCGUACCGGAAGAAUCAACGGAGGAGCCAACAUAAUCGUGCGUUCCUCCGUAACGACGCGAAAGGACGAGUGACCGUGUAACUUUGAACGUGCGUUUUAUAAACAAGAGAGAAAAAAGAAACGGCGAUACGUUCGGCAACAAACAUGAUCGGUCACAUCUUUUUAUGCGUGGUUGUGAUUCUGCAGGCGUGUGUCGCGCAAGAUAGAUGCAACACGCCACAGAACAAAUCCGGUGUUUGCGUCAAUGUGCGCAGCUGUCAACCGGUGUUAGACAUUCUUGUAAAGCAAAGGCCUUUAAGUAAAGAAAUUAUCAACUACUUGACUAGCUUGCAGUGCGGCUUCGAGGGGAAAAAUCCCAAAGUUUGUUGCGAACAGAGUCCAGGUGGACCGACAACGGAAGAACCGACACAGUCGCCCCCGACAGUCCCGAAUCCUCAGGGAAUCCCGAAUCCCCCAGAUGUUUUGAAUCACCCGAACAGACUGUUAGUGAACGAAGACGUGUGCGGUCCGUCGACCACCGAAAAAAUCAUCGGCGGCAACAAGACCGGCGUGUUCGAUUAUCCAUGGAUGGUGUUAAUCGAAGCGUACAAUCCCCGGCGCGACAUAACGGAAUUCAUAUGCGGAGGAACGUUGAUCAACAAACGAUACGUGUUGACCGCUGCUCAUUGCGUGACAUCGUUGCCCGGCGGUCUCAGAGUGACCGGAGUACGGAUAGGAGAGCACGACUUGAGCACGGCACAGGACUGCGAGAAAGAUGAGAAUGGUCGCGACUUGGUGUGCACCGAAGGAUACCAAACGUUUCAGCUAGAAGGCAUGCACUUCCAUCCCGAAUACUCGACGAAGAAACUGCAAAACGAUAUUGCCCUGAUGCGAUUGAACAGAGACGUCGAUUACACGCCCCAAAACAUCCGCCCGAUUUGCUUGCCGAUCGGACCAGCCGCUACCAUGUCGAAAAAAAAGGUGACGGUGACCGGUUGGGGCACGACGGAAUUCGGUCCGCGGAGUCAGGCUUUGCUACAAGUGAAAUUAUUGCCCGUCAGUACCGAGGAAUGCGCGCAAGCCUUCAACGGAAAGGCGCAGAUUUGGUAUAAACAGAUGUGCGCCGGUGGUAAGAAAGGAAUGGACUCGUGCUCGGGGGACAGCGGUGGACCGCUUCAGAGCCUUUCGUUUUUCAACAAUACCGUGAAAUACGUUCAGUACGGGAUCGUCAGUUUCGGACUUAUGAACUGUGGUACGGGCGGAGUUCCCGGUGUUUACACCAAUGUCAUCUAUUACAUGGACUGGAUCUUAAACACUGUCAGACCGUAAAGCAGCAUAGACGGUACGCAUCUUUUAUUCGGAAAUCUUUUAUACACAAUCGAUAAAUCAUGUCAGAAACUGCGGUUUUCGUAUCUGUAAAUCGCUUUACCCAAAUUCCCUUUUGUACUUGAUAUUCCACGAGAAUUAUACAUAUUAUUUGUAUAUAUAUAUAUAUAUAUAUUGUUCG